AUGGACUCCUAUGAUUAUAUUGUUUGCGGUGCCGGGACCGCCGGUCCAGUUGUUGCUGCUCGUUUAAGUGAAGAUCCAUCAGUCACGGUGCUCCUGAUCGAGGCUGGACCAGACAAUAUUGCUCUCGAGAACACACACAUGGUUGGCGGGUGGUCGCAAAACUUCGACACCGAGAAUGACUGGAAUUUCGUUUCGGAACCGAAUGCAGCUGCUGCAAACCGUGAGAUUAAACUCUCUCGGGGCAAGUUUCUGGGGGGAAGUUCGGCGGUGAACGGCACGUUGAUGGUGAGAGGUGCCAAGCAAGAUUAUGACGAUUGGGAAUCCAUGGGAAACACGGGAUGGGGAGCAGAGCAGAUGUGGUAUUAUUUCAACAAAAGUGAGACUUUUCACUCUCAGGAGGGGUUUAAGGAGGAUGUCUCCUCACAUGGGAAGACUGGCCCCAUUCACACCACCGUUCAUCCUUACGCGCCCAUAUCAAACCGCGUAUACGAGUCUUUCAUAGAUAAAGGAUUCCCCAUGGACGAUGAUAUGUUCGUUAGCGGAACACGUGCGCAUGGUUGUGGGCAUUGUACAAGAUCGGUGUGGAAAGGAAUGAGAAUGACGGGAGGAGAAUAUAUCCGGAGUUCAAUUGGCGACUUGAGACUAGCCAGAUCCAACAAUCUCCAUGUGGCUUUUGGCUGUCAGGUUACUAGAGUAAUCCUGGACAGCAAGAACCAAGUCAAAGGUGUGGAAGUUAUCAAGGGCCUCUCCAACGAGACCGUCACAGUCAAGUGUCGUCGCGAGGUAAUCCUUAGCAUGGGGAGCUAUGGCAGUCCACAAACACUUCUACUUUCUGGCAUCGGGCCUAAAGAAGAACUUCGUGAAGUCGGAGUGCAGCCACGUGUGGACCUCCCUGGAGUUGGAAAAAACUUAGAGGAUCAUUUGACUGUGUUUCUCUUUUAUGAAGUUCCUCAAGGAUUUACCACUGAUCAUUUACUCCACGGAGAAGGAGUAUGGGAGAAGUCUCGAGAAGAGUGGCGCACAACGCGAGGCGGUACACUAUGUCGAUCGCAUUUUGGUUCUUUCGCGUUUACACGUAUGGAUGAUAGAUUGAGCAAGCACGAGUCGUGGCAAAAAGCAAAGGCCAAAGCCAAACCUGGUCGGGAUCCGUUAGGUUUGACAUCUACACAAGCGCAAGUAGAGUACUUCACAACGGAAAGAUACGCUGCGCCCAAGCACUACAAUAAUCCACCCCCAACUGGUCGCAGCGCGUUUGGUCUCAUUAUCAUGGGACUCGGUUCGCUGUCACGAGGAUAUUUGAAGAUCAGGAGCAGGAAUCCUCGAGAUAAACCAAAUAUUCAACACAACUACCUCUCGAAUCCAUUGGAUGUUCUAGUUCUUGCAGAAGCAUGCAAACUGGGUUCUCAAACCAUCUUGGAAGGUAAAGGAACAAAGGAUUUGAUCUUGGGAUCUUGGCCUACUGAAGAUAAGCACCAUCAAUUUACGGAACUUUCUCAGUGGGAAGACUACGUUAGAAAGAAUGCCACGACAUGUUUCCAUCCAUCUAGUACAUGCAAGAUGGGCCCAACUUCUGAUCCUGGUGCGGUGGUUGAUGCGCGUUUGAGGGUACGUGGUGUGCAAGGGCUCCGGGUGGCAGAUUGUAGUAUCAUGCCGAAGCUGAACAACGGCCAUCCUCAAGCGGUCGCAUAUGCUAUUGGAGAAAAAUGCGCAGAUAUGAUUAAGGAUGACUGGAAGGAUCUAAGAAAGAAGGAUACAUUUAUAGCCACCUCCCUGCUUUGA
Molecule: messenger RNA, 1779 nt
Organism: Talaromyces rugulosus
Lineage: Eukaryota; Fungi; Ascomycota; Eurotiomycetes; Eurotiales; Trichocomaceae
Exons: 6
Coding region: 1-1779 (592 amino acids)
Molecular function (GO): flavin adenine dinucleotide binding; oxidoreductase activity, acting on CH-OH group of donors
Source: RefSeq, a predicted model, not a curated record